Messenger RNA from Paramecium primaurelia, 595 nucleotides. Lineage: Eukaryota; Ciliophora; Oligohymenophorea; Peniculida; Parameciidae. The record is from the annotation of a GenBank genome assembly.
AUGAAUAAUAUAAAAAGAAAAAUAUUUUUUAUUAAAAUUCAACUUUAAUUAAUUUAAAUAAAAUCCUUCUUUCCUUCCAUUUUUCUCCAUAAUAUUUCUUAAAGAAAUUUGAUAAUAAAAUAUAUCUAAGGUGUAGAAAUUGUAACUAAGAGAUUAUCACGGAAGUCAGUCUUUACAUCAAACUUUUUAUUUUAGAAACAUUUAAAUGAAAUAGUACUUAUAAGUAUUAUUAAUAUAAUAAAUAUUUUGACAGGGGAGAAGAUGAUGAUCAAAUUUAUAUUUGAGAAAAUAGAGGAUUUCAAAUUUAAUGAACUCCUCUAUAAUCUCAGAUAAAGUAAAAAGGAACUUGUGAUUGUUAAUAAUUUCUAAACUCCCUUAUUUCCAUUUAUUCGAAGAAAUGUUCAAAGUUCUGAAACAAGUACUCGAAUCUUUUUUAAUUUAAGUUUGGUUAAUUAUGAAUGUUGAGUAAAAAAACAACUAAGACAAUUCUAAAUUUAAAGAUUAAGUGUUAAGAAAAAGGAGAGAAGAAAUAAAUAAUAUAUCUCAAUAUUCCCAUAUUGGAGAAUCAGUUCCAUAAAUCAAUAAAACAGAAUGA